CGGCGGCGUUCGGAGUCUGAGGCCGGCGGGAUGCUGUCCACGACUUCUGAUCCUGCUGAUCCCGGCGAUGGCAGAUUCUGCCAGCAGGAGAUUGCUGCAGGCAGCCACCCUGAAACAGCAACAGGCACAGCAGGAGCCGCAUUUCGCACAACUGCCGGCGGCCGCCAGUUAUCAGCCGAGCCGUAAACGCGAGGAGGCUCGUACGCUCCAAAACCUGAGAAGAAGACUGCAGGCCGUGAGGGUGCUCAAGGCGAAUCGAGCUGAGCCCAUCGAGGCCACACAGCAUGGUGCCAACAACAAUCUUAGUCCUGAAGAAAUCGACAAUAGGCCUUAUCUUCUUCAAAAGAUACUAUCAAACCGUCCAGUGAGUAUGGUGCUAGACAUCUCCGAGAUUCGAACUGCCUGGCAAGACAGCGACUUCAUCACUGACUGUCUUUGCUGGCACAACGUCUACAGACAAAGACAUGCUUCUCCACCUCUAUCUAUGUCAGCAGAGCUCUGUCACUUAGCUCAAACGUGGGCAAAUCAUUUGGCGCAUACAAAUAGAUUUUACUAUAGGAAUGAUAAAGACAUUGGCCAAAAUCUCUUUUGUAGGCCAUCUAACGGUCUGGUGCAAGAUGUCUCAGGGCAAGAAGUGGCUACCUAUUGGUAUUCAGCAGUACGGCAGUAUGACUUUGGAAGGGAACCAGAUUGUUUACAUGUGAACGUAAAUGCAGGUCACUUCACUCAAAUGGUGUGGGCCUCCUCCCGGUACUGCGGAGUGGGCAAAGCCCGAUCUCGCUCGGGGAAAAUAGUAGUUGUGGCACAUUACUCCCCACCAGGCAAUCAGUCUGGUGGUCACCUCACCAACGUGCUUCCCCCUGUGGAGGAGUUACCCAGAUUGCCGCCACCACCUGCACAACCGCCCCUUAUCGUACCCGCCAGUAGUACUACGUCUGGUUCUAGUUGCAGGAGUACGACUGGUAGCACGUAAUUAAAGCAGGAUGGGUAUCGAGUUCUUAAAGUUUUAAUAUGCGGACUAUUUUUUGAUAAAAAUGAUUCACAGCCGCCAAUGGUACCACGCCCGACUCAAGUUGUAGUAGUACCAGUGGAAGCACGAAAUGUUAAAGUCAAGCAGGUUUGGAGAUAGACAAGGGUAGGGGUCAUUCAGAUUUCGUUUUUGGACUAGCUAUAUCUUCCAUAUAUUUUUUUAAAAUGAAUAUGGCUGAUAGGGAUUCUACUGGCAGCACUAAUCUUCAAGUCAUUGGAGAUGACGAUAUAAGUGGUUGGAGAUGGAGUCAUAAGAUCAGAUCAGAUUUCAUUUUGGCUUAAGUAAUUUUUGAAGUUCC
This is a messenger RNA of Acanthoscelides obtectus, 1328 nucleotides long. The record is from the annotation of a GenBank genome assembly. NCBI's taxonomy places the organism in Eukaryota, Metazoa, Arthropoda, Insecta, Coleoptera, Chrysomelidae.